AUGUCUGCCGCAAGAGAAGAGGACGUAGUCCGUGGCACCAACCAGCCACUGUUUAGUCCUAACGAAGAGGCAGUUGGCCAGAUCAUGAGCUUAGGAUUUUCUCGGAAUGCUGCAAUAAGGGCUUUGUUCUACACAGGCAACCAGAGUGCUGAUCUUGCUGCUGGCUGGCUGCUGGAGAAUGGAGACAGAAACCUGGAUGCUCCACUAGAGGCUGACUUGCAGGGCAGUGAUAGCAGCGAUGACGAUGAGUUUCUGACCACUGACAGCUUCAAGAUGGUGUUUGUGGUCAACAGCGAACUCAACAUGGGCGUGGGAAAGAUUGCUGCCCAAGUGGCACAUGCUGCCUUGAACUUGUUCCGCAACAUGAUAGAAGAUGAUGUUAAGGCCGAAAUGCUUCUAGCCUGGGGCCAUUUGGGAGAAACCAAGAUUGUGUUGAAAGGCGACAACACUCAACAGCUGGAGGCAUUAGCAACACAAGCCACAAACCUCAAACUGGACCGCUGUGUUGUUCAUGACGCGGGUCACACCCAGGUGGCGCCAGGAUCUGCCACAGUACUGGGCAUCUUUGGCAAGGUUGACGCUGUCGACAAAGUUACAGGGAAGCUGAAACUUUUGUGA
Molecule: messenger RNA, 618 nt
Organism: Candidula unifasciata
Lineage: Eukaryota; Metazoa; Mollusca; Gastropoda; Stylommatophora; Geomitridae
Source: the annotation of a GenBank genome assembly